Messenger RNA from Salvelinus fontinalis (brook trout), 3287 nucleotides. RefSeq names its product U1 small nuclear ribonucleoprotein 70 kDa-like. Gene Ontology annotation, biological process: mRNA splicing, via spliceosome. The record is from RefSeq and is a predicted model, not a curated record. The coding region runs from base 256 to 1752 and encodes 498 amino acids. The transcript has 10 exons. Lineage: Eukaryota; Metazoa; Chordata; Actinopteri; Salmoniformes; Salmonidae. Gene Ontology annotation, cellular component: U2-type prespliceosome; U1 snRNP; precatalytic spliceosome. Gene Ontology annotation, molecular function: U1 snRNA binding; mRNA binding.
CGUAAAUUAGCCCGAAGCUUCGUGAAACAAUAGAGGAACUGUCGCAACAGUGUCGUCGCUUUACGUCAUCCCGCCAUUUUAAGUUGAGGACAAAUAUUUUUUCCUGGCAAGAAGCUAACCAAGCUGAAGCUCAAGUAUAUUCAACUGUGGGGAAACAUCUUGCCUUGAACAAUUAGAGUGCACGCUCUUAUUCCACGUUGCCUGAUUCGGGCUCUCUGAGUUUUAAAGGGAUUGAAUGAAGAGUUAAGGUGAAAGAUGACCCAGUUUUUACCCCCCAAUCUGCUGGCCCUAUUUGCGCCGCGGGACCCCAUACCAUUUCUGACCCAGUUGGAGAAGCUUCCCCAUGAGAAACACCACAACCAGCCAUACUGUGGCAUCGCUCCCUUCAUCAGGCACUUUGAGGAUCCCCGAGAUGCCCCUCCCCCUACUAGGGCAGAAACUCGUGAUGAGAGGUUGGAGAGAAAGAGGAGGGAGAAGAUUGAGAGGAGGCAGACUGUUGUGGAGACAGAACUGAAGCUCUGGGAUCCACACAAUGACCCCAAUGCUCAGGGGGAUGCCUUUAAGACCCUGUUUGUGGCGCGUGUUAAUUAUGACACAACGGAAUCCAAGCUUCGCCGUGAGUUUGAGGUCUACGGGCCCAUCAAAAGGAUCUACAUCGUCUACAACAAGCAGUCAGGGAAGCCCAGAGGCUACGCCUUCAUAGAGUAUGAGCACGAGAGAGACAUGCACUCUGCCUACAAGCAUGCAGACGGGAAGAAGAUCGACGGAAGGAGAGUGCUGGUGGAUGUAGAGAGAGGCCGCACUGUGAAGGGAUGGCAUCCCCGCAGGCUAGGCGGUGGUCUUGGUGGGACAAGGAGAGGCGGGGCUGAUGUCAACAUCAAGCACUCUGGAAGAGACGACACCUCACGUUAUGAUGACCACCCCCCAAUUGGAGGGGAACGUGAGCGCGAACGUGGACCUGAGCCCAGAGGGGAACGCAGAGAGCGCAGCCGUGAGCGCGAACGGGUGGGGGAGAAAGAGCGCGGUGGUGAGAGACGGAGGUCCCGGUCCCGGGAAAGACGCAGGCGCAGCUCCCGCUCCAGGGAGAAGGGUGACAGGGGUCUGGGCCAGGCAGGGCCCGGAGAGGAGAGCGUAGUGAGUGGCAGGAGGAGAGACCGAGAGAGGGAGCGGGGGGGAGGAGGGCCAGGGGGAGACAGUCAUAGCAGGGAGAGGAGCAGAGACAAAGGUGAAAGGAAGCGGAGGAGCCGCAGCCGAGAGCGCAAGCGAGACCGGGAGAGGGGCAAGGGUGGUGAGGGGGAUGAGGGCUUGGGGCUAGGAGAUGGUAUGAUGGGGGAGGGAGGAGAGAGGAUGCCCGAAGAGCCUAGUGUGGGUGAAGAAGUGGGAGAGGAGCGCGGCGGGAAGGAGCGGGACAGGGACAGGGAGCGGGACCGUGACCGGAGGCGCAGCCACAGGGACAAGGACCGGGAGAGGGACCGGGAGAGGCACAGGGGGGACAGGGAGAAAGACAGGGAGCAUAAGAGAGACAGGGAGCGUGGUGGAGGGGAGCGCAAGGAGGACCGGCAUGGCUCUCUCCUGCUCCCCUCGGCCGAGCAGGGCGACGUGGGUAACGGGGAGGAGGGCGACGCGCCGCCCCAGCCAGAGGAGAACAGCCAGGAUGGGUUGACGAUGGACCAAGAGUCGGUGCAAUCGGGGGAGGGUUACGUUUCCAAUGAGAACGGCUACAAGAUGGAGACCCAGGCAGACGAGUAUUGAGGGGCUUUGCCGUCUUUACUAAUUUCCUUUUUUUUUUAUACAACACAAACCCACAUACCCCUUCCCUGUUAGUGUGAAGGAUAUUGUAAUUAGCUGCUGCCCUGUUAGAAACCACAACGGCGCAGUGUAGGCACAAGAAACAAACUGUCCGUUUUGUGGGUUAAGUAGGGGUUUUGUUUCUUCUGUAUUUUAACCCCCAGGGCUAGGUCCACACCACAAUUAUUUUAAACCCGUCCCUCGGUAACAAACUGAGAACGGUGCUCACUAUCCCUUAACAUUCACAUUCUCCCCCAACCGGAACUUUAAUCUGACAUUCUGCUCUGUCAAGUACUUGUCUGAUUACAAUCACUUUAUGAGCGAGGCACAGAUGGUGUAGUUGUGGUGAAAUAUUUGUUUAUCUUUUUCUUAAUCUCUGUUGGUGUAUUUUUCUUUAUUCAAACAGGGUUGUUGGGGUUAAGUUUUGGUUUUAUUUAACAUUUCCCCCCAUGUAAUUUGAAUGAAUCCAUGUUCCCACAAAAGCAGUACCCUAACCUAUUGUUAGAUUUUUUUCCCCCUCAUCAUUUUAGAGCCUUCAUGUUCCUUUUUUACUUUAAAGUACAACACUGAAUGUCUUACUCAACUGUCUGGACACAUUCUCCUACCCUCAAGAAAAUGUACAGCAACAGUUAGGUUUCCAUUCAAUUGGCGACAGAUUUUCAUGCACAUAUUCUUGAAUCCCCAUAAAAAAAUUAUGCGCAUGUUUCCAUCCUAUUGACUUGUUGCAAAUAAAAGCAUUUUGUGGUUAAAUUCCCAUGUAUCAAAAAUGAAAAGCUAGUCAAAUGGGUUUCAUCACAUUUUCAACUCCACUGAUUGCGUUUAUAGCGAGUGUGCUCACUUUGGUAUUGGCAUGUAUGCUCUAACCAAUAGCACGAUCUGCGUGCUGUUGGCUAGAGCGCACAUAUAGCCUACAUAACGACAUCAUAUGGACAAAAUAGUGUUUUAAUUUUUUUUUUACAGCCAAACGUCACCAGACGAAGACCCUAGAUACUUAUUAGAAAGUAGCAUCAAGCUAAUUACCUUGCACUGUCACCACCCUGUGAAGUUCAUCAUUUAUUUCAUCUGUAGUUUAAUGAACAGCAUGCUUUCCCGACUAGUUGUAGUGGGAGGACAACAUGACUCCCAAGUUUACUUCAAUAUGAUGGUUAUUGUAUCAAUAUUUGCUCAAGUGUUUCCACUGACAUUUCUCUAAUUUUACUGACAAGAUUCCACUUUGUCUAGUGUAUUUUUGUUUUGUUGACAUUUGGAUCAUUUACCCCACAAAUGUCUAAGGCCUGUCAUUACUUUUGUAUCUGAUGUACUUUACUUACAUAAAGGUUGGCUGGAAACCUGGUUAUUGAAAAUGAAGGAGGGGGGGGUGUAAGGAAAUGUGUUGCAAAGUGCAUGUCCAAGAGUUGGCAAAUAUUGCUUAUUUUUAUUCUGUAAAGCAAGUUGGAGGAACCCUCUGAAUGGAAUUGUUCUGAUUCUCCUGAAAUAAAGUUCCAGUUUUUUUUGUUGAA